AUGAACGGAAUCUUCCCAGCCGACGUCGCGGUCUAUCUCGUGUUCUUUCCAAUUGUAUCCUAUAUUUUCAUGACCCACAGAUGGUCCGGUUUCCUACCAUGGUAUUAUCUCAUCGUCUUCUGCUUGGCUCGAAUUGUUGGCGGGGCGCUAGGAAUACAUGACAGCAACAGUCUCGCCGCAAACAUAAUCCAAAGCGUUGGCGUUUCACCUCUACUUCUCAGCGUUGAUGGAUUGAUUCAUGAAGCUCGAGUCUAUCGGUAUCCAUCCAAAAGUCAAAUUCUCGGUUGGUCGGUCGUAAUCGCUACAACAAGCAUCAUGGCUGCAGCCAUCGCCCUCUCCAUCGUGGGCGCCUUGAACAUCUACGAAGGCCACCCCAAGCCGGACAGUUACUCGUUUUGGAAAGCUGGGACAGCCUUGAUUGUCGUGCUCUGGAUUCUCCAAGUUUUUUGGUCACUGUUUUCAAUGCUUCCCCACAAAGAUAGGGCUCAGGGAUUAGCGGGUCAAGGCAGCACAGCUAUACACCCGGACUUCAUACUCAUCUUUUCUAAUGAUACCUCGCAGCUUCUUCAGGGUGCCUUUAUUGCACUGCUGUUCAUCGGCAUCCGCGUUAUCUAUACCCUCGUCGCUGUCUGCACUCGGAAAAAGGAUCUCAGUCCAGUGACUGGCUCAACUGCUGUGCGCGUGGUACUCUUGUUUCUCCCAGAGGCUCUUGCGACAUUGACAUUGAUUGUCGUGGGCUUGAGAACAAGACAUCUUCGAGACCUCAAACUAGCGACUCGUUAUUAG
Penicillium odoratum is the source of this 786-nucleotide messenger RNA. RefSeq lists its product as uncharacterized. The transcript is spliced from 3 exons. The record is from RefSeq and is a predicted model, not a curated record. The coding region runs from base 1 to 786 and encodes 261 amino acids. NCBI's taxonomy places the organism in Eukaryota, Fungi, Ascomycota, Eurotiomycetes, Eurotiales, Aspergillaceae.